UCAGGUUAAAACCUACCCAGAAUUGUCAAUGUUGGUAGUGUUUUAUGGAGUUAUUAACGGAUAGAAGUCGCCAAGAUUUUAUGUUACAUGGUGAUUUUCUAUUAAGUCUGAGAUUUUGAAAACCACAUUUUUCAACGUUAUUUAUUGAAGAAAAAUUACGAAAUAAUUAUGAAUAACAAUAUUCCUGGAGGUAUGGUCCAGAGCAAGGAAUCAUCAUAUGUGCCAACAGUUGUAGUGACAGGUUUUGGACCCUUUCGUUUUUAUGAUGUCAACCCAAGCUGGCGUGCUGUGGAAGAACUAGGGAGGAUUGGAAUUGAGGGGGUAAAUCUAAUUGUUAAGGAGAUUCCUGUUGCAUACAGUGAUGUUCAAGAAAGAGUUCCUCAGCUUUGGCAGCAGUACCAGCCCAAGUUGAUGAUACACUGUGGGGUGUACGAAACACAUGACACUGUUCAGCUUGAACGGAAGGGUCAUAAUGCUCAUUACAACUCCCUCGACAUAAAAGGCUGUACUCCAUUGAAUAAUUGCUGUAAGGAAGAUGGACCAGAAACCUUAGAAUCUUGUAUUGAUAUGACUUCUGUGAAAAACGACCUGGUUACUAAGAAUGGAUGUUUUGCAGUUGAAAUUUCUGAAGAUUCCGGGAGGUAUAGUAUACAGCUUUGAAUAUACAAA
This is a messenger RNA of Limulus polyphemus (Atlantic horseshoe crab), 669 nucleotides long. RefSeq names its product pyroglutamyl-peptidase 1-like. The transcript has 4 exons. The record is from RefSeq and is a predicted model, not a curated record. Gene Ontology annotation, biological process: proteolysis. NCBI's taxonomy places the organism in Eukaryota, Metazoa, Arthropoda, Merostomata, Xiphosura, Limulidae. Bases 169 to 660 code for a protein of 163 amino acids.